Molecule: messenger RNA, 2378 nt
Organism: Trichosurus vulpecula (common brushtail)
Lineage: Eukaryota; Metazoa; Chordata; Mammalia; Diprotodontia; Phalangeridae
Gene: IFNAR1
Product: interferon alpha and beta receptor subunit 1
Exons: 9
Coding region: 355-1707 (450 amino acids)
Molecular function (GO): protein binding
Source: RefSeq, a predicted model, not a curated record
CACAGGCACAGAGGUCACUAUCGGGUACAAGCACAGUGUCUUCCAGGAAAGCGUAGGUGGAGGGUGAGAGGGCAGUCACGUGGCAGAAAGAGGAAGCUCUGCGGAGGGAGAGGAGGGGAGACCGAGAGGGAAGGGGGAUUUUUGCUCCCCCGCCCCUCUCAGCCUCUCCAGCUGUUCUCCUCGCCCCUGGGUUACUAGUUCCUGCCCACACCGGGCGCAAGCGCAGAAGAGAAGCGAGCCAACCACCCUCUGCCGCUGUUUACCAAGCCCGGGGUUCCCCACUGCUCCCGAGGACCGUUCCCUUUGGAAGAUGUAACCACGAGAGCGGUGGCAACUUUGCCAACCGUCAGGGCGAUGCUCUUCUCGGCUGCGGGCCUGGUGCUGCUGCUCGCCUCCGGGGAGCUGUCGCGCUUCCCCAGCGCAGCCGCACAAAUUGGUCCUCCAGAAGUACAAUUAGAAGCUGAAGAUACAUCAAUAAUAAUAAACAUUUCUCCUCCACGAAUAACAAAUAGUAGCAUGUGGGCUACUCAUAUCUCAAGUUUUACAUACAGUUUAAUUAUUUGGAAAAAUUCUUCACAUGUAGAAGAAACCAGACAUACUGUUUAUUCCAGAGAUAAAAUUAAUGAUCUCUCUCCAGAAACUACUUAUUGUUUAAAAGUUCAAGCAAAAUUACCUAUACAGAAAAAAAAUGGUCCCUACAGUCCAAUACUGUGUAUAAAUACUACAGCUGAACAUAAACUACCUCGUCCGGAAAAUGUAGAAGUUGAUGCUGUAAAUAACUAUGUUCUUAAAUGGGAUUAUCCAUAUGAAAACAUGAACUUUCAAGUUCAGUAUCUCCUGGCCUAUUAUAAAAGAAUUCCAGAAGAUUACUCAGAUAAGUGGAAAACUAUAUCUGAUUGUAAAAAUAUCGUAAGUAGACAUUGCGACUUCUCAAAAGAAAUCACCAAAGAUGGAAUUUAUUAUCUGCGUGUACAAGCUUCAAAUGGAACUAUCACAUCUUUUUGGUCUGCUGAGAGAAAAUUUGAUACUAGACUACAAACCAGAAGAGGCCCUCCAAGCAUAAUAGUGAAACCUGAUAAGGAUUCAUUCUCUGUUUACAUUAGUAUUCCAGGGGAAUCUGAAAAAAAGCCAAUGAGCCAGGAUUAUCCACUAACUUAUGAAGUUACUUACUGGGAAAAUUCUUCAAAUAUUGAGAACAAAGUGACAGUAAAACAGAAAUUAUUUAAAGUUUCUAAUUUGAAGCCCCUGACUCUAUAUUGUUUCAAAGUCAGAGCAUUUCUUGAGGAUGAAAAGAACGACAAACACAGUCAAUUUAGUAAUAUUGAAUGCGAGAAAAUAACACCAGAUGAACAUGGGAAAACCUGGAUUGCAGUCAUUUGCUUUGUAUUUAUCAUAGGACUGAUCUUCAUAGCUUAUUGUUUAAAACAUCUACUAAGAUGGGUAAAAUAUGUGUUCUAUCCAUCUUGCAAACCUCCUUCAAAUAUGGGUGAGUGGUUCUCUGAUCAGCCAUUGAAAAAUUUCCUUGUCACUUCAGAAGAGCAAACAGAAAGCUGUAUAAUUGAAAAAACAAAUAUUAUUGUGUCAGAAGAAACAAAUCAAAAUGGAAUAAGUGUUGAUAUUUGCAGUAAGCAAGACAGUCAUGAUUCAGGAAACUACUCCAAUGAGGAUGAAACCAGUAGCAAUAAAAUGACUGAAGAAACACUAUAACAGUAAACUAUGCAACAAGAAACCCUCUGAUGUAUUACCUCUCCAGAGUUCUGACUGGGAGCCUGAGUCCCAUGCCGUUCUUAGUAAUUCUAAGAGAAUUUUUGACAGAAAUGAAGUCUAACCCUAGACUUUGAGCCCAAAAAUUCUUAUAUUGCUCCUACAUUUAUAAAUGUCUUCAAGGUUCAUUCUUUGAGUUUUAUCCAGAAGUUGGUUACCCACCUCUCUAGAUGACGUCUUCUAAAUAUUAUUGUUUGUCACUGUUUUAUGGCUCAGGAUGUUAACUGAAUUCAGCAUGUUACUUAUCGCUUUGUGGCCAAAUUGUAAUCUUUUCAUUUAAUAUUAAAUUGUCUUAUCUUUCAGAAGAGAUAUGUAACCUUUGGGCAAGUCAUAAGGCAAAAUCUUUUUUUUUUUUCCUGUGCUCUCUUCUGUGCUUACUUAGGCAAUCUGCUGGGAAGGCUGUUGAGAAGAAACUAACAAACUCAUUCUGAACAGCAUGCCAUCAGUGUCCUGUACAAGUUUCAUUGAGAGCCAGCUAAAAGCAGUUUUUUGUUUUGUUUUAAAACAGCCUUAAGUACCAGAAAGGAAAAUCUUGUGAACCACACCCACCAGUUGCUAGAAAUUUCAAGUUGAACUGCCCCUGACUUUGUAGUAAACCUUUAAACAUCCUUUAA